Messenger RNA from Eruca vesicaria subsp. sativa (arugula), 567 nucleotides. The record is from the annotation of a GenBank genome assembly. NCBI's taxonomy places the organism in Eukaryota, Viridiplantae, Streptophyta, Magnoliopsida, Brassicales, Brassicaceae.
AUGGAUGGUGCAAGGCAACCUCUUCCACUUACCAUUGUUUAUAAUCGUUUGCAGCCUAUUAAUUCCUCUCCCUAUGCGUUUCUUCAAGCCUUAUUCUUCCCUGAGUAUCCCGUUGGUCUGCUUGAUGUAGAAAAGAUAUUACCACCUGGGAGAGACUUAACAGCUGUUAGCAUCUGUAGUUUUAACAAUGGAGUUCCUGAAAUCAAAUCCUGCCAAGAUCUUCCUUACUUCUUAUCAGAGAUGACUAAGGACAAGAUAAUUAUGGACCUUACGGAGACUACCAGUGUCAUAUUCUGGGGCAGUGUAAUCAUGGGAUGUUUGUCUGUUGGCAUCCUUGGCUUUGCUGCUGUCAAGGUCUGGAAUAGAUGGAAACUGCGGCACCAUGAAAGAGAACAGCAACAGAGACCAGAGAAACACGUGGUUGCUGAUGAGACAGAAGAUGAAGAUGAUAUUCCGGAUGGAGCUCUGUGUGUGUGCGCCUUGACCGUGGAACGUGAGGUUAACCCUAAGUGUCCUGUUUGUCUCCAGAGCAUUAGAGGAUCUAUGCUCGUAUACUAUGAAUGUUAA